Messenger RNA from Hypomesus transpacificus, 5850 nucleotides. Its product is annotated as mucin-12-like. The coding region runs from base 194 to 5197 and encodes 1667 amino acids. Gene Ontology annotation, cellular component: membrane. Gene Ontology annotation, biological process: cell surface receptor signaling pathway; adenylate cyclase-activating G protein-coupled receptor signaling pathway. The record is from RefSeq and is a predicted model, not a curated record. Lineage: Eukaryota; Metazoa; Chordata; Actinopteri; Osmeriformes; Osmeridae. The transcript has 28 exons. Gene Ontology annotation, molecular function: G protein-coupled receptor activity.
UGUGACUGUGUACUGUUAUUCAACCACAGGGUCUCCACGGGUGCACUGCAACCUCACACAGCUCUGCUCCAAUCAGACUGCCUUCUAUUGGGUGCUGAUUGACGUUGAGGCCACAGGAGCCAAUAAGAGCGAGACAGACAUCCUAAACUGGGUGGCUGGUCUGAUUACCACGGGACCCUGUGGGCUGGGCAGCAUGACUCCUGGGUCCUCAUCAGGAGAGAGUCUGCUGAUGUGCCAGGGAGACGCGCAGGGGAUGGAGGUGACCUGUGAUAAAAAACAAGACAUAAGGAGAUCUAACUGCAGUGUGCUGCUGCAGCUCAGCCAGACGGUCUCUGUCUGCAGUGUGAAGGCAGCUCUGCAGAGGGGCGGGGCUGGGGUGCAGGUGACAGUCCUGGGGGAGGUGGAGAGAGUUGGGCGUGGGUUGUGUAUGGACACAGCGCCCUCUAACGGAGGGUUUGUGAAGUGCACCUCGUCCUCUCCUCUGGAAGACGUCUGUCAAACUGACACACACACCGACCUCACCUGCUCGCUGCUUGAACCAGGAUCUUACCCAGAGCACACAUACGUACCGCUCAAUCCAUCCUGCCAUCGCAACACGGAAGAACAAACCUGCAACUGUUCUUCUCUCUGCGACAACUCAAACGGCUUGUAUGCCUUCAGCAUCAACAUCACCAGUCCCGACAUCACGGCCAGUCACAUAGAAACCAUGAUGUCCAAACUCAAUCAAGUCUCACCCUGUAAUAAACUACUAGAGUCAUGUGAAGGAUAUUCUUUGGUUUCGAGGCGGGUAGUAUAUCAGGCAGUUCACCUGGAGUGCCAAGGAACAGACAUCAGGUUGUACAGCUGUAUGGUCUUGCUGCAGUUGUCUGAGCCUGUGCCGGAUAUAUGUUACCUCACUGACAGUAUUAAGUCCCUCCUCAACAACAACAACAUCAUAUACGAUAGACCUCUGAUGCGCAUGGCGCUGUGUGGCUCCCCUGGUCUGGCUGUAGAGGCUCUACUAAAGACCAACCUGACCUGGGGCUACACCCCCCUCAGCUACGCUCAGAUGUGCCAGUCACCCCCCCUGCUGCCCUGUCAAAAAGGAGAAACUCUUGCUAUGCUCCUGACGGACAGCUGUCUUGGCCCUCCCCCUGAUCCUGUCUCAGCCAAUCCCAGCCCACAGCCCACACCCACCCAGCCUAAUUCUGGGAAUGGUACAACUAGCAAGAAUGCAAAUAGGACCAGCAUAUCUCCCAUGGAGAUCAACCCCCUGAAACCUAACAGUAACACAACACAGCAACCUGCUAUGCAUACUGAGGCAUCAAAGCUCAACACAACACAGUCGCUCACUGCUUCUGCCAGCAUGACUACAAGCGCCAACUCUCCAUUCCAAUCAAACACAACAGGUUAUAGAUCCACUUCUCCCCCUGACAACACAGCAAGUAACCCUGGCAACACAACAAUCACCCCUAGCAACACAACAAUUUCCCCUGGCAACACAACAGCUACCCCAGGCAAUGCAACAAUUACCCCAAACAACUCAACAGCUAGCCCUGGCAACACAACAGCUACCCCAGGCAACACAACCAUUACCCCAAACACCUUAACAGCUAGCCCUGUCAACGCAACAAUUAUCGCAGGCAACACAACAGCUAGCCCUGACAACACAACAGCUACCCCAGGCAACACAACAAUUACCCCAAACAACUCAACAGCUAGCCCUGGCAAUGCAACAAUUAUCCCAGGAAACACAGUUACCCCUGACAACACAACAGCUACCCCAGGCAACACAACAAUUACCCCAAACAACUCAACAGCUAGCCCUGGCAACACAACAGCUACCCCAGGCAACACAACCAUUACCCCAAACACCUUAACAGCUAGCCCUGUCAACGCAACAAUUAUCGCAGGCAACACAACAGCUAGCCCUGACAACACAACAGCUACCCCAGGCAACACAACAUUUACCCCAAACAACUCAACAGCUAGCCCUGGCAACGCAACAAUUAUCCGAGGCAACACAACAGCUAGCCCUGACAACACAACAGCUACCCCAGGCAACACAACAAUUACCCCAAACUACUCAACAGCUAGCCCUGGCAACGCAACAAUUAUCCCAGGCAACACAACAGGUAGCCCUGACAACACAACAGCUACCCCAGGCAACACAACAAUUACCCCAAACAACUCAACAGCUAGCCCUGGCAAUGCAACAAUUAUCCGAGGCAACACAACAGCUAGCCCUGACAACACAACAGCUAACCCUGGUAACACAACAAAUGCCCCUGGCAACACAACAACUAUCCCUGGAAACACAACAGCUACCCCAGGCAACACAACAGUUACCCCAAACAACUCAACAGCUAGUCCUGGUAACGCAACAAUUAUCCAAGGCAACACAACAGCUAGCCCUGACAACACAACAAUUACCCCAAACAACUCAACAGCUAGCCCUGGCAACACAACAGCUACCCCAGGCAACACAACCAUUACCCCAAACACCUUAACAGCUAGCCCUGUCAACGCAACAAUUAUCGCAGGCAACACAACAGCUAGCCCUGACAACACAACAGCUACCCUUGGUAACACAACAAAUGCCCCUGGCAACACAACAGCUACCCCUAGCAACACAACAGCAACCCCAGGCAACACUACAAUUACCCCAAACAACUCAACAACUAGCCCUGGCAACACAACAGCUACCUCUGGCAACACAACAAUUACCCCUGUUAACACAACACUACACAACACAACUUCUAUGCCUGACAACACAACCGGAUACACCCCGAAAGCUCCUGACAACACAACAGCCAACUCAACAAUUCCACAUAGUGCAUCAAUUUACAACACAACAUCUUACCCCAGUAGUGCAACAAUAAACUACACAACUGAUACCCCUGGCAAUACCACUGUCAAUGGAAACCACACCCCCACCAGCAUAUCUGUGUCAGACAACAGCUCAGUGACAACAACUGCCCAAACCAGCCAAAACACAACGACAGUGACCGUUGAUGUCAGCCCUGUCUCCAACCCCAACACAACAGCUGUCCCGAUCAUUAACCCGAACACAACCAGAGAAUCUGUUCACAGUGAAGAAACAACUCCGUCCAAAAAUAUCUCGGAACCAACCAGAACCUCAACCACAAACAUUACAGCCAUAAUCCCUCCCACCACAGCCACACCUCCGCCCACUACAGUAACAACUCCAUCCACGACAACCAAGACUUCCCCCACUAUUGUCAUAGCUCCACCCACCACCGUUUCAGCCACACCCACUACAGCAACCGCCCCCCCCACCUCGGGCAAUACAGCGCAGGAACAGGAAGCAGACCAGCUGUCUCAGAUGACUGAGGGCCAGCUCAACUCCUCCCAGGUGGAGCUGGUGGUGAGCAGGCUGGAGCAGCUUCUGCAGGGUCCUAGUGUCUCCAAGUCGGUGGGACAGAAGGUCCUCACAGUGAUCAGCAACCUAAUGGCUGCCGACCCCACAGCCCUUUCAGCUUCUGCAAACAGGCUGGUAAAAGCCGUGGACAGUCUGGGGCUGAAGCUGGACGUUGAAGGGAACAGCAAGACCCUGUCAACUGCCUCUCUGUCUCUAGCUGUCGCCAGAGUGGAUGGGACCAGCUUCCAGGAAGCUUCCUUUAUAUUCUUUAGUCCUGAAAACCUGCAGGUGAGCGUGGGUGGGCGGUCCAAGAGGUCUGUGGCUCCUAUGGGGUCUGUGUCUCUGCCCUCCUCCUUGACUGAAGGCCUGAGUCCUCAGGAACAGCUGCUGGCCAACAGAGUCCAGUUCACAUUCUACCAGAAUGCCACUCUCUUCCAGGACCGAGGUCUGGGUGAGCGGAAGGUCAUCAGUCCUGUUCUGGCCUCCAGUGUGGCUAACCUGUCAAUCAGUGGACUGAGAGAAAACAUCAAGUUCACCCUGAGAAACACCGACCCCCCUGGAAACUACACGGCUUCCUGUGUGUUCUGGGACUUCACUCUAAAUGACUUUGCAGGGGGAUGGAACUCUACUGGCUGCUCUCUGGUCAACACCACAGAUGAAGACACCACCUGUAGCUGCAAUCACCUCACCUCCUUUGCUAUACUGCUGGACCUGUCUCAAAACACGGACCAGGGUGGUGUCAGGGACAAGCAGCAGGCUCUCAUCCUGACCUUCAUCACCUACAUCGGCUGCGGGCUCUCAGCCAUCUUCCUGUCCGUCACCCUGCUGACCUACCUCUCCUUCCAGAAGUUGCGUCGCGAUACCCCCUCCAAGAUCCUGAUCCAGCUGUGUCUGUCCCACCUCCUGCUCAACCUGCUAUUCCUAUUGGACGGCUGGCUCGCCCUCUACCCCGCCACGGGCCUGUGCACCAGCACAGCCUUCUUCCUGCACUACUUCCUGUUGACGUCGUUCACCUGGACGGGGCUGGAGGCGCUUCACAUGUACCUGAGCAUCGUGAGGGUGUUCACACCCUACCUCAGCAGAUACAUGCUCAAGCUCUCCCUGCUGGGCUGGGGACUCCCCCUCGUGGUAGUUGUUGUGGUGAUAGCGGUGGACAAGGACAAUUAUGGUUUGGUGACGUAUGGAAGAUACACAGACGGUUCAUCGGAUGACUUCUGCUGGAUCCGGAACACCCUCGUCUUCUAUGUAGGCGUGGUGGCCUACUUCCUGUUGGUGUUUGUGCUGAGCGUGGUGGUGUUCAUCGUGGUGAUGGUGCAGCUGGCGCGGGUCAAGAAGCAGAACCCCCAGAACGUGGCCCCUAACAGGGGCGUGUUGUCCGACCUGCGCAGCAUCGCUGGCCUCAUCAUCCUGCUGGGCCUCACCUGGGGCUUUGCUCUGUUCGCCUGGGGAGACCUCUACCUGCCCUUCAUCUACCUCUUCACCAUCUUCAACUCCCUGCAGGGCUUCUUUAUCUUUGUGUUCCAUUGUGCUGUGAAGGACAGUGUUCGGAAGCAGUGGAGAACUUUCCUCUGCUGUGGGAGACUGCGAUUGGCUGAGAACUCAGACUGGAGUCGCACAGCAACCCACCGUGUCAAGCAGCAGUCUGUCACCUCGGCAACCAACGUUCCUCUAAACUCCGCCUCUCGAAGCUCCUCCCUCAUUAGUGAAGAAACCACCAAUGGCAGUGACAGUGGGAUCUCUGAGGCUUCCAACAGAGACGUUAUUCUGAACAACAUCCAAACGCAGGGCUUGUCCACAUCAUCAGGCAGCCCCUACAGUAGCGCUCGCUGGAUGUGAAUAUGCACUAAUGAGUGACAGCUGGUCCUGUAGAAUUAUGACAACACUACCACACCGCCUUACAGUUGCCUGGCUUACAUGGGCACAAUGCUUAGAAUGUGAUGGUGUUGAUCCUCACACAUCUGUUUCUGUCUCUGUUGAUCAUAGAAAAUGUAUAUUCAGCAACAGAUGCCCUACUUAAAGUGACAGCAUCUAAAAAAUAUUAUUUUAAAGUGACAUUUUUGAAAAACAUUCCGAAAGGUAAAGGAAAAACGAUCAAGAAUAAUUGUUUAGUUAGAUUAUAGUUUUAUACUCCUAAAAGAUGUGGACUGCACACUGAUAGCUGUGAUGAUGUACACUGUUUAUGUCAGGACCCACACAACCAGCACCGACAGUUUUGUCCUGAGAGAAAAUAUAAGUAUUAUUUUACAAAUCAGCCAUAUAACCAUUUACCAAUGUACAUAAUGUUAUAUACAUAUAUCUAGAUAUUUAAUAUAGUUUCACGUACUUGUAUAAUAAAAGGAUUGUACAAAGCUUUGCAAUGUUAUGUAUAUAAUCAAGUUUUUAAGAAAUCCUGAGGACUUGAUUGUCAACUAACAAACGGAGAGUCUAAAAACAGCUUUUGCCAAAACCUGUCAAACUUGAAAACAGACGGUGUCAAGUUUCAGUGAGUG